AUUCAAUUCAAUUUUUUUUUUGUUUUAUAAAUCUUUGAUGAUCGUUUAAGCUUUUUUUGCUGUCAAAUUCUUUUUCAUCGUGCAUCAAGAUAUUCUAUUGUAUUAUCAUAAUUGUGAUUGACUUAGUAAAGACAAUAGAAUAAAAAUGAACCAACAUAUUUCCGACAAUAAUAAUUCUGUAAUAGCUCCAAAUUCUGGAUUUUCCAUAACAGAAAUGCCCAAAUUGGAACAAGUAUAUUCUUUAAUCAAAGCAAUGUAUGAACAAGAAGAAUGCAAAGAAUUGGCUUCAAAAUGGUUAGAAGAAUUUCAACGAUCCAUAUUUGCAUGGAAAAUAUCCGAUCAAUUGUUAAUAAAUAAAAUUGAUUUUCAAUCAUGUUAUUUUGCUGCACAAACAUUGAAAACAAAAAUUUUACAUUCAUACACUGAACUACCAGUUGAAAGUUAUGAUUCAUUAAAAAAUUCUCUCAUUAAUCAUUUGAUCAAUAUGAAAAUGAAACCGAUCGAAACUCAGCUUUGUCUCUCUCUAACUUAUAUUUUUUAUAUCAAUGAUAAUUGGCAAAAUCCAUUUGAAGAGCUUUCGCAAAAAUUACCCAAAUGUACAUUUAUUGAAAUUCUCAUAUGUAUCGCACAGGAAUAUGAUGAAAGUAGACCAAUGUUUAAGCUACCUAAAACACGACGUGAUCAACUUGAACAGUAUAUGUCAAAUAAUUUUGCAAUGGUCAUUCAAUUGUUGAUUUCCUGUUUUCAAGAGUCACGUACUUGUGAUAAUAUUACACAGGAAUUCAUUAGUCAAAAAUGUUUUUCAUGUUUCGAAUCUUGGCUAAAUUUUACCAAAGAUAAUGUCGAUCUUAUUCGUUCAAUGUUGGCUAUCACUUUUGAAUUUUUAAGAAAUCCCGAUUGUUCGGUUGAUACACAUGAGAAAGCAUCAGAUGCUCUAUGCAAAGUGAUUUAUCAAUGUGAAGCACAUAGUCAUUUCGCCGAUAUACGUGUUGAAGUUAUCGAAUUAGUUUAUGCUUUGGAAUCAUGUUAUGAUAAUGCAUUGGCUACUGAAGAUUCUGAAAAAUUAAGAGAUUUGACAAGAAUUUUUGUCGAAUUAGGCAAUUCAACUAUCGAAUUUCUAAUUUAUGAUCAAAUCGAUUUGAAAAUCAUGCACUUAAUUCUUAAAUGUGUUGGGCAUUAUGAAUUUGAAGUGGCAGAAAUUACAUUCAGUUUUUGGUAUAAUUUUUCGGAAGUUCUUCGAAAACAUGAUCAUACUAAAUUCGCUCCAUACUACAAUCAUUUAUUUACAUCUUUGACACGUCUUUGUCGUUUAGAAGUUGAUUCAGAAAGUAUUAUUGAUGAAAAAUCCGAUGUAUAUGAUUAUCGAUCUCAAAUCCAUGAACUAAUUCAAGAAAUUUGUGUGUGCUUUGAUUGGGUUAAUUAUACAAUCUCAAUGAAUGUUAUGGAUAAUUUCAGGCCAACAACUUCGUGGGAAAUUAUUGAAGCUCAUUUAUAUAUCAUGUAUUGUAUUGCCUAUUCUGAAGGUAUCGAUGUUGAAAAUCCACACAAAAAUGAAGUUCUAUCCGGAAUGAUUAAUCACAUUCUCAAUUUGAUCAAUCAACCCGGUGCCGAACAGGUACAUAUACAGAUCUAUGCCACGAGUUGUGAUCUGAUUGGCGAACUAGAUGAAUGGGUCAAUGAUAAUCCAAAUUUCUUACAACCAGUCAUAAUGUUCUUGCUUAAUAAUAUUACCACCAAUCAUAUCAAGCAAACCAAAUUAUCGAUAAAAGCUGCAAUCGCUUUAAAACAAAUACUGAGCACUAUGAAUAACAUUGUUGAUUUUGAUUGGAUUUCCAAAUUAUUUCAUGAUCUGGAACAGAUCUAUAAACUAAUUGAAGAUCGUGUUGAGUUAGGUGUACCGAUUAUGGCCUGCUGUACAGCGAUACUGUCUAUUCAGAAUAAUGAAAAAUUUGAGCAACAAGAAAUUUUAUUUCAAAAAUCAUUGCAAAAUUGUCUUGACAAAAUUCAGGUCGUAUUGAAUCAAAAAUCAUCGAUAGAAGAACAAAAACUGAAAUGGGAGAAAAUCAUUGACAAUAUCUAUGCAGCAUUCAAAAAUUUUACUCCGAACGAAAAGACCAAAAAUUCGACUGUGAUACAUGCCCACAUUCGUGAUAAUAUAUGGCCAUUUUUGAAAGAAUCCAUUACACAUUUCGCCCCGAUCGAUUCACAAGUGAUUGAACAUUGUUCACGUUGUAUUCGUUGUAUUAUUCGUUCAAUGAAACCUUUAUAUCUUUUGCAGCCUAUCGUUGAUCAUAUCGUUCCAUUAUAUCAAAAUUUUCCAAGCAAUUCUUCCCUUCUAUAUAUUGCUUCCGUUUUGGUCGAUGAGUUUGCGGAUCCAAAUAAUCAAAUUUUGGCCGAUGGCUUAAUUCGGAUGCUCAACGCAUUUUCUAUGGCUACGUUUGGUUCUCUAAAUGAAAACAAUCUCAAUCUUAAUCCUUUUACGGUUGACGAUUAUUUCAAAUUAUGUACACGUACGAUGACCAAGCUUCCCGAAAAAUUUAUGACAAAUGUUGAAACAUUAAAUGGAAUUAUCAGCUUGGCCAUUAUGUCCAUUUAUUUGCCACAAAAAGAAGCAAAUGAAUCGAUAACAAAAUUUUUUGUUAAAUUUUUACAGUUAGGACAUCCAUUAGUUUCCACACAAUAUUUGGCAGCCGAUUUUGGUCGUAAUAUAUUUUAUUCAUUGAUCGAUUCAAUAAUGUUUAAAUUGCCUAGCUUUUUUAUACCGGAUAUGGUCGAGGCGAUCUGGUUGUUUAAAAAAGAAUACCCUGAGUUUUUUGAUCGAUAUCUACAAUAUACAACGGAAAAUCUAUAUCAAAAAAUACAGAAAGAGGGAUAUAAUAUCAGCCAUGAUAGAUUAAAAAGUUUCUACGAUAAUUUACGGAGUGCCAGCCAUCCUAAACAUAUGGUCUGUGAAUUACGUUACUUUCAACGUUUUUUUACUUCCCGAUGGUGAUGAUUAUGAUGAUAAAUUUCGAUCUGACGACAAUGAUUUAUAAAAAUAGCAAUUCGAUUUAUAAAUGUAUAUA
Molecule: messenger RNA, 3065 nt
Organism: Dermatophagoides pteronyssinus (European house dust mite)
Lineage: Eukaryota; Metazoa; Arthropoda; Arachnida; Sarcoptiformes; Pyroglyphidae
Product: transportin-3-like
Biological process (GO): protein import into nucleus
Cellular component (GO): cytoplasm
Molecular function (GO): small GTPase binding
Source: RefSeq, a predicted model, not a curated record